AUGCAAUUAGAAAAAUUUAAUCUUGAUGAACCACAGGGUAUGACAAAAACAUAUCUCGCUGAUAGAAGCAUCACUUGCAAUGAUGGUUCACCAUCCGGAUUUUACAUAAGACAUUCUCAGCAAGGGAUGAGUAAAAAAUGGAUUGUAUUUUUAGAAGGGGGUUGGUAUUGUUACGAUCAUAAAAGCUGUCACACACGUUGGAUGGAUAUGAGAACUUUUAUGUCAUCGAAAUUAUGGCCUCCGAUGAAAAUGGUGGGUGGCAUACUUUCGGGAAAUUCGGAAGAAAAUCCAUUUUGGUGGAACGCAAAUCACGUAUUCGUUCCUUAUUGCACCAGUGAUUGUUGGAGUGGAACCCGAGCGCGGGCGUUCGGGGGUUCACGAUUUAGUUUUAUGGGAGCAUUAGUCGUGCGACAGGUCAUACUUGACCUAUUACCUCUCGGUCUCGAAAAUGCUACCUCAUUGAUUCUAACUGGAAGUAGCGCGGGAGGAAUUGGAGUUUUAUUAAAUCUCAAUUCCGUUAAAUCUCUUCUUCACGACGAACUUCGUCUGCACCACAUAGCGGUCAAAGGUAUUUCCGAUAGCGGAUGGUUUUUAGAUCGAGAACCCUAUUUAAAAAAUCAACAAACUGUCACGCCGGUUGAUGCUGUUAGAAGAGGUAUAGCUCUUUGGCAGGGAAAAGUUCCGACAUUGUGUGCCGCUCAAUAUCCUAACGAGCCGUGGAGGUGUUAUUUCGGUUAUAGGAUUUAUCCUUUUCUAACAGCUCCUUUGUUUGUGUUUCAAUGGCUUUUUGAUGAGGCUCAAAUGGCAGCUGAUAAAGUUGGUGCACCGGUAACAAAACAUCAAUGGGACUACAUACAUAAAAUGGGAGAUAGUUUACGACAUACUUUUCAAAAUGUUUCAGCUGUUUUUGCUCCAUCUUGUAUUUCUCAUUCCGUAUUAACAAACAAAGAUUGGGAAAUGAUUAAAAUCGAUGAAAUAAGCUUUCCACAAGCAAUCAAAUGUUGGGAACUUAAUUUACAACAAACAAGACCAAUGCAAAAUCAUUACACAAUCACAAACGAAAACACUGGAACGUCAAUGUUGGCCGAUGCACCUCUCGAUAAUUUAUUAAAAACCCAAAGGAAAUCGAUACAGUUAAACAUAUACAGAACGGUGGAAGAAGAAACAAAUAAUACGUCACACGACGAAAGAAAAAGAAGAAGAAAAAAACAUAAAAAUAAACAAAGAACGGAUAAACAAAACAGAGGAAGAAGGAAAAAAAGAUUGGGAAGAAAAAAUAAAAAUCGUCCAAUGAGAUCAUCCCCCAUAAUUGGUACGGUGAGCAUAAAUACUUCCGGUACAUCCGGAAAUAAUCAAAAAAAAUGUCAACAACAUUUAAUUGAAAGAUGCACGUGGCCCCAAUGUAAUUAUUCAUGUCCGAAACUUCAUAAUCCUUUCACAGGUGAGGAAAUGGAUUUUAUAGAUUUAUUAAAAUCAUUCGGUAUGGAUAUGGCAAGUGUGGCAAAUGCUUUAGGCAUAGAUAUUCACACUUUAAAUAAUAUGAGUCACACGGAAUUGUUAAAUUUAUUGACUCAACAGUCUAAUAGGUAG
Pediculus humanus corporis (human body louse) is the source of this 1590-nucleotide messenger RNA. RefSeq lists its product as uncharacterized. NCBI's taxonomy places the organism in Eukaryota, Metazoa, Arthropoda, Insecta, Psocodea, Pediculidae. The transcript has 8 exons. Bases 1 to 1590 code for a protein of 529 amino acids. The record is from RefSeq and is a predicted model, not a curated record. Gene Ontology annotation, molecular function: hydrolase activity.